CGCGAUGCCACCCCAGACCUGCGGUGCACCGACCCGGGCUUUUAAUCAGACGCUCUGAUCCCAGGCUCUGCCCAGGCUCGGCCGAGUCCUUUUGGUCACAGACAAGUGGGUGCCAGGAGCAGGGGACAAGGACGCAGCUCCUAAACGGACUAGUUGAUGGAGGGUCCCGAUCUGCGGGCAGGGUCCCCUCGCGAGGAGCGGAUGGGGGAGGAUCGGGGAGGUGGGGCGCGGACCUGGGGGACAGCUUGCGUUCGCGUCCCCGCGCUGCAGCCGCCUGGCGACUACCGAUGCCCCAGGCGGGGACCUCCGGCAGGCGCGCACCCAGCGGCGCCCCCCGUAUCCCAGCGCCCAGGAAGGAAGAAGGGGAAAGGGAAGGGGCCGGGCCAGCGGCAGGCUGGGGAGGCAGGGCCGGGCGCCCCACUUCCUCCUUCGGCCUCGGCCUGCAUCGCCCGCUGGGUGCCUGCGUGCGGCGCUGGCCCGGUGGGGGAAGCUGGGAGCGCGCGGGGGCGGCGGCUGCCCACGUGACUCGGUUUCCCCUCCCUCCCUUUAGCCGGCCCCCCUGUCCCCGAGGUGCGGGGCGGGGCUGCAGCCGGAGACUCGAGUGGAGCAACCUGAGCCCGAGCCCGAGGACGCCGCCGCCCGCCGCGGUCCCGGAUCCACGCGCCGCGAUGGGCCGGGCGAGCCGGCCGCUGUGCGCGCUGCUGCCGCUGCUGGCGCUGCUGGCGCCGAUGUCGCCACUGUCGCCGUCCCCGGCGCGGGCGCUCAGCCCCCGGGUCAGCCUGCCGCUCGGCUCCGAAGAGCGGCCCAUCCUCAAAUUUGAGGCUGAAAACGUCUCCAACUACACAGCCCUUCUGCUGAGCGCGGAUGGCGAGACGCUGUACGUGGGGGCCCGAGAGGCCCUGUUCGCCCUCAGCAGCAGCCUGAGCUUCCUGCCCGGCGGGGAGUACCAGGAGCUGCUGUGGAGUGCGGGCGCAGACAGGAAGCAGCAGUGCAUCUUCAAGGGCAAGGACCGCAAGCGUGACUGUCAAAACUACAUCAAGAUCCUCCUGCCACUCAACAGCAGCCACCUGUUCUCCUGUGGCACAGCGGCCUUCAGCCCCCUGUGUACCUACAUUAGCAUGGCGAACUUCACUCUGGCUCGAGACGAGACGGGCAGUGUCCUUCUGGAGGAUGGCAAGGGUCGUUGUCCCUUUGACCCCAACUUCAAGUCCACGGCCCUGGUGGUUGAUGGCGAGCUCUACACUGGAACAGUCAGCAGCUUCCUGGGGAAUGACCCUGUCAUCUCCCGGAGCCAAAGCCUCCGGCCCACCAAGACCGAGAGCUCCCUCAACUGGCUGCAAGACCCGGCCUUUGUGGCUUCAGCCUACAUUCCCGAGAGCCUGGGCAGCUUGCAGGGUGACGACGAUAAGGUCUACUUCUUCUUCAGUGAGACCGGCCAGGAGUUUGAGUUCUUUGAGAGCACAAUCGUAUCCCGUGUUGCCCGCAUCUGUAAGGGCGAUGAGGGCGGAGAGCGGGUGUUGCAGCAGCGCUGGACGUCCUUCCUGAAGGCCCAGCUGCUGUGCUCCCGGCCCGACGAUGGCUUCCCGUUCAACGUGCUGCAGGAUGUCUUCACGCUGAGUCCCAGCCCCCAGGACUGGGACAAAACCCGUUUCUAUGGGGUCUUCACGUCCCAGUGGCACAGGGGGACCACGGAGGGCUCUGCCGUCUGUGUCUUCACCAUGAAAGAUGUGCAGAAGGUCUUCGAUGGCCUCUACAAGAAAGUGAACCGGGAGACGCAGCAGUGGUACACCGAGACCCACCCAGCGCCCACGCCUCGGCCUGGUGCUUGCAUCACCAACAGUGCCCGGGAGCGAAGGAUCAACUCGUCCCUGCAGCUCCCGGACCGAGUGUUGAAUUUCCUCAAGGAUCACUUCCUGAUGGACGGGCAGGUCCGCAGCCGGCUGCUGCUGCUGCAGCCCCAAGCGCGCUACCAGCGUGUGGCCGUGCACCGAGUCCCUGCAUUGCACAACACCUAUGAUGUCCUCUUCCUGGGCACUGGUGAUGGCCGGCUGCACAAGGCUGUGAGCGUGGGCUCCAGGGUGCACAUCAUUGAGGAGCUCCAGAUCUUCUCUCCAGAACAGCCUGUGCAGAACCUGCUCCUGGACGGCCACAGGGGGCUGCUGUAUGCCGCCUCCCACUCGGGCGUAGUCCAGGUGCCCAUGGCCAACUGCAGCCUGUACUCAAGCUGUGGGGACUGCCUCCUCGCCCGUGACCCCUAUUGUGCUUGGAGUGGAUCCAGCUGCAAGCACGUCAGCCUCUACCGGCCUGAGCUGGCCUCCAGGCCAUGGAUGCAGGACAUCGAGGGGGCCAAUGCUAAGGACCUCUGCAACACCUCUUCUGCCAGGCCCCGGUCUUUUGUCCCAGCAGGCAAGCCGUGUGAGCAGGUCCAGGUCCAGCCCAACUCUGUGAACACCUUGGCCUGCCCACUUCUUUCCAACCUGGCCACCCGCCUCUGGCUGCACAACGGGACCCCUGUCAAUGCCUCAGCCUCCUGUCGUGUGUUGCCCACGGGGGACCUGCUGUUGGUGGGCAGCCAGCAGGGGCUGGGGGUGUUCCAGUGCUGGUCGCUAGAGGAGGGGUUCUCACAGCUGGUGGCCAGCUACUGCCCAGAGAUGGUGGAGGAUGGGAUGGCCGACCAAGAAGGCCAGGGUAGCAGAGAUCCUGUCAUCAAUACGUCACGUGUGAGUGCGCCAGCCACAGGCCACAGCAGCUGGAGUGUAGAUAAGUCCUACUGGAACGAGUUCCUAGUGAUGUGCACGCUCUUUGGGCUAGCCGUGGUGCUUCUAGUCUUGUUUUUCCUCUACCGGCACCGGGACGGCAUGAAAGUCUUCCUGAAGAAGGGGGAGGGUGCUAGUGUGCACCCCAAGACCCGCGCCGGGCUGCAGCAACCUGAGACCCGACCGCUCAACGGGAUUGGCCCCCCCAGCACCCCACUUGACCACCGAGGCUACCAGGCCCUGUCGGAUAGCUCCCCAGGGCCCCGAGUCUUCACUGAGUCAGAGAAGAGGCCACUCAGCGUCCAGGACAGCUUUGUGGAGGUGUCCCCAGUGUGUCCCCGGCCCCGGGUGCGCCUGGGCUCUGAGAUCCGUGACUCGGUGGUGUGAGAGCUGACUUCUAAGUGAGGCCACCCUGGUUUUGGGGGCCAUGAAUGUGCAGAGGGCCUGGCUGGACCUCUGCUCCACGGGACACACCAUGCUGCCCUGUCAUCUGGACCUGGGAGGCAGCUGAUCCGUUACUUUUCAGCCAGGCCAUAAGGUCCCUCCAGCCCAGCCAGCCUGCUGUAAAGCGCCCGGGCUAGGGCCUGGUGGGGCCUGGCUAGGUGGGCAGGACACUGCUCCUUACUAAACUGAGCCCUUCCUUGAAACAGCUGAAAAUGUGAAGCCAGAGAGGAAGAGACAGCAUGGCAUGCUACACACAUAGCCACUCCAGUUGACACUCCUAGCCUCCAGGCCUCUGGGGCCCUUGGGGACACAUCCAGAGUGGUAUGUGACACAGUGAAAUCCCUCACCAACUGGCCUCUUCUGCCUUAUUCCACUGCCACAGGCUGCCCUUCCUCACUGCAGAGCUGGGGCAGCUCGGGCGCCAGCCAGCCAAGGAUGUAGCUAUGGCCGCUGUCACCCACCACCUCAGGGACAGAGGGCUAGGCUGGCUCUGCAGCCCUCACUAGACCCUGGGCUCAGAUCCUGCUCCCGGACCUCUCAGGCCUGUAUCAGGCUGUGACCCCACGAGUAAGAGGGAGUGGAGCCCAGAGGAGUUUGUGACAAGGUUCACCUUUCCCUUGGGAAGAGUGAAGGAAAAGACUGCUGCCUGCCUUCCUCCAUCCCAGUCUGAGACAACCCUUGUGUCUUUUGCCACCAUCCCAGCCCCCAGCCCCCUUCCAACUCAAAUACAAGGACUUAACUGUACCCCAGCUUCUCUCCCUGCCUCCCCCUCACAGACACCUUGCUUAUCUCCACUGCAAGGGACACUGAUACUGCCCAGCACAGGGGCUCUGAA
Castor canadensis (American beaver) is the source of this 4035-nucleotide messenger RNA. Lineage: Eukaryota; Metazoa; Chordata; Mammalia; Rodentia; Castoridae. The record is from RefSeq and is a predicted model, not a curated record.